Molecule: messenger RNA, 1320 nt
Organism: Adineta steineri
Lineage: Eukaryota; Metazoa; Rotifera; Eurotatoria; Adinetida; Adinetidae
Source: the annotation of a GenBank genome assembly
AUGGAACCGUGGUAUUCAGGUGCUGUUGUUGAUGCUGUACGUGAAGCUAAAUCUCGUCGAGCUCUUUUUCUUGUCUACGUUCGUGAUGAUUCCGAACAAUCACAAUUUAUGGAUAAAAUUUGGGUAGAUGUGUGGACAAAAUUAACUGAUACCUCGAAAAUGAUUGCUUUACGUCUUGAUAAAGAUACGGAAUCAUGUAGUCAAUUUAUUGCUAUUUAUAAAGUGCAAAUAUAUCCAACAAUAUAUUUAAUUAAUGGUCAAAAUGGACAAGUAUUGAAAAUAGUUGAUCAACCGGUUGAAAAUUCUACUAAAUUACAAGAAAUAAUUGAUGAUUCUUUAAAUGCUAUCGAAUCAAAACAACCAGCAACUGUUGAAUCAACAAAAACAAUCGAUGAAAAAGUAGCUGAAGCUCGUGCACGUCUCAAAGAACUUCAUGAUAAACGUGAGGAAGAAGCAAAAGAAAAAGACAAAGAAGAAGAAAUGAAUCGUCGUCGUCUUGGACAACAGAUGCUAGUAGAUAAACAAAAGAAAGAUGAGGAAUUAUUUCGUAAACAAGCUGAAGAAAUUCGUCGUGAUCGAUUAGAACAACAAAAAUUACAGGAAAAACUUAAAGCUCAAAUUCAACAAGAUCGAGAUGAAAAACGACAAAAAAACGAACAACAACAUUCUCCUCCAGCUGAACAACCAAAACCAAAAGCUACAACUGCUCCUAUUGAAACACCAAAAACCAAUUAUACUCGUUCACGUUUACAAUUUCGAUUGACUGAUGGUUCAUUUUUUACUGAAGAUUUCUCAUGUGAUGCUCAUAUGAAUGAUGUUUAUACAUAUUUGAAUGAAACAUUACCAAGAGAUCAAUAUAAAAUUGGUUCAUAUACACUUCGAACAAUACAUACACGUGUUACAUUAACAAGAGAUGAUCCGAAAACAUUAAAAGAACUUGAACUUGUUCCAACAGCAGUUUUACUUGUUCUUAAUCGUGGAAAUGUUAAUAAUUCAUCAACAGCUAUUAGUACAAAUAAUAUAUUUCAAUCAAUUCCAUUAGUCUUUGCAUGGUUUAUGAUGCAAUUUAAUUUUAUUUAUCAAUUUAUUUUUGCAAAAUUAUUUGGAAAUCGUACUCCAACAGAACAGACAAGACCAACAACAACAACAUCAACCACAUCAAGAGCAUCAAAUACGAAUGAACGAAAAACAACAAAACAGGAAAAUUUUAAAACGGAUUCAACAGAAAAAUCAACUAUUCGACGUUUUCAUAAUACACAAGAUGAUAGUGAUGAUGAAGAAAAAAGUACAUGGAAUGGAAAUUCUACACAACAAUUGUGA